AAAGACAACAAGGACAUCUCACUCACCCACCCUCCUAUUAUUUCGGCCCUAGCAUCAAGUAGGGAGGAAAGGAGUCUCAAAAACAUCAUCUCCACCAGCUCUACUCGAGCUAAGAACAAGGGGAAAGAAGGAAGCAAGAAGAGAGGAGGCUGCCAACCAGUUCGUACAAUUUCAACCCUCGAGAUUGUUCACUUCAUAUCUCACGCAUCUCUUAUCCAAUAAGCUCGAGUAAGGUGUCAUUAGAUAGGUCUUGAAGAGAGCUUUCAUACGAGGUGCUGCACUUAAGGAUACGAGGUGUUUACAGCUCAAAAAGGGCAGAUAAACACACGAGGUCUUUUACCAAGAUAUUAUAGACUUCUCGAGGAAUCUAGGAGUGGCCGGAAAAGUCGCCGGAGCCGCCGGAGUUUUCGCCGGAAAAUUCAAAAGUCGCCGGAGUUCGAACAAAGAAGAUAAAAGCUUGCUAGCGUCAUUUCAAGGUUGAAGCUAGAGCUUACUUCCUGCACCCGUUGCUCGGGAGAUCGAUGGAGAGAAGACGUGGAAUGGGUGGUAGUGAUAGGGCGGUUCGAGGAAAUCCGAGAGGGCGCGCACCGGGGAUAGCCGGGCAAGGCAAUCGGGGGAUAUCAAUGUCGCGUAAGAGGCGAGGUAUGGGCAAUCAAGGCCCACGAACACGAGCCGCGAUGGCUGAUCACAAUGUGACUGAAUUCGAGUCGUGGGACUCGGAGGAUGACUCAACUUAUCACCCUGAAAGCGAGUCAGAUGAAACUUUUUUUGAAGAAAACAGUGGGGAGGAUAUACAUAGUAUUCCUCCUGACCAGGUUAGUGAAAUGCACCGAUGGUACCAACGUGAAAGGGGAAGACAACGACAGGGAUCUCAGGAGGGACAUGUCAGAGGCGAGACUUCUCUCAGGAGGGGUCGGGGUGCUCACAGAGCACAAGUUAGGACAGUCAGGGAUUCUGAUGGUGAAGGACCACUCUUUAAAAUCUCAAAGUAUCUCAAAGAGGCUAGAGCCUUGGGGUGCAAACCAUUUGAUGGGACGGAGGACAUAUCGGAAGCAGCCGAGUGGAUAAAAAGGUUGAAUGAUGCAGCUGAUGACAUGCAGGUGGUCCCUGAACGAAAGUUAAGGGUAGCCACUAGAUUAUUGGAGGGUUUAGCUUCUACUUGGUGGGAAGGCACCAAGGGUAAGUUUGACGGGGUUGUCACGUGGGACAACUUCGAGCAAGCAUUCUAUGAGCAGUUUUACACCUCUUUCGAAGUAAAUCGAAAGAGGAGGGAAUAUAUCGAUCUCAAACAGGGAAAUGAGUUUACGGUGAAGCAACUGGAACAAAGAUUCCGACAUCUGGCAAGGUUCUUGCCUGAAUAUGCCGCAAAUGAGAAUCGAAUGGCAAACCAUUUUUGGAAUGCACUCAAUUUGGAAAUACGCGAAAGGGCGACCUACCAAUUCAACAUGACAUUCAGUCAGGUAGUAGCUCAGGGUCUCCAGGGGGAGGAGCUUUGGAAGGAAAGGCAAGCAAGGGAUGCAAAGGAAGCAGAAGAAAGAGCCCAGGUGAUCAUUCACCCUCCACGACGAGAGGGGAAGUAUGAACUUCAGAGCAAGGGGAACUCUAACAAGUUAGUUCCGUUUUUCAAUAAGAGCCAGGACUUGGUAAGUCAAAGCUCAAGCACUCGGGGCAUGGGGGCACCCAAAUGUGAGAAUUGUAGGCGAAGGCACUAUGGGAGAUGUCGAGAGCCAUCUAGAUGUUACUUUUGUGGAGAAACAGGCCACAUCAAGGUCCUUUGUCCUCAACGUGCGCGUGAAGGAACAUCAGGAGCUAGAGGAGGGGUCACGGGGGUUGAAAACCCAACUAGGGUUGCCUCAAACAUGGUACCUUCUACAAGUCAAUGGCGAACUCGCUCGUGAAGGCCGGGAAUGGCGGAAGCCAUUUGUUAGGCCCGACGUUGGCACAAGGUUGAAGCUAGAGCUUACUUCCUGCACCCGUUGCUCGGGAGAUCGAUGGAGAGAAGACGUGGUUCGUGCUUCCUCCGGUUCUAUUUCUAAAUAAUUAAAUAAUGCUCAUGGAACUAUUUUGACUUAUAAAUUAAUGGAGCCUGCGAGCUCUUGUUUUACCCUUGUGUGGGUUCUUAUUAAACACUUAUAUUCCGCUAUGUGUUUGAUUGUAUGUUGAUGUUGUUAUGUAUGUUUAC
Messenger RNA from Cuscuta epithymum, 2182 nucleotides. The record is from the annotation of a GenBank genome assembly. Lineage: Eukaryota; Viridiplantae; Streptophyta; Magnoliopsida; Solanales; Convolvulaceae.